Molecule: messenger RNA, 856 nt
Organism: Perognathus longimembris pacificus (Pacific pocket mouse)
Lineage: Eukaryota; Metazoa; Chordata; Mammalia; Rodentia; Heteromyidae
Gene: Lrrc51
Product: leucine rich repeat containing 51
Exons: 6
Coding region: 233-811 (192 amino acids)
Molecular function (GO): protein binding
Source: RefSeq, a predicted model, not a curated record
ACGUGGUGACGAAGGCAGUUGCUAUGGAGUUACGCUAAGUAACUCUAAGGUAGUGGAACGACCAGGCUGCAGGGACAGCAACCGCCGGGGGUAUUUCCCUUUUAACAAGGAACAAUCCCUGAUCCCAAAGGAAUGAAUCCCUAAUGGUGGAGUUUCAGGCAUCAGUGACAGGCUGAACCCUGGACUUCCAGGGCCUGUGCUUGCUUGCACCUGACGAAUGAUGGCCUGAACUAUGAGCAGACGAAACUCUCUGAGCUCUUCAGUGCAGGAGCCUCCUCUUGACUACUCUUUCAGAAGCAUCCAUAUCAUCCAAGAUCUGAUAAGUGAGGAGCCAAGGAUCGGGCAACGACCACUGAAGUACUCAAAGUCAGGAAAGUCACUGACCCAAGCCUUGUGGCUGAACAACAAUGUCCUCAAUGACCUGAAAGGCCUCAACCAGGUGGUUUCCCAGCUGUUGGAGCAACCACAGAAUCUGGCCUGGAUCGACCUGUCCUUCAAUGACCUGACUUCCAUUGACCCUGUGCUAACAACAUUCUUCAACCUGAGUGUCCUCUAUCUUCAUGGCAACGGCAUCCAGCGCCUGGGGGAGGUGAAUAAGUUAGCUGUGCUCCCUCGGCUCCGGAGCCUCACCCUCCAUGGCAACCCCAUGGAGGAAGAGAAGGGGUAUAGGCAGUAUGUGCUGUGCACCCUGCCCCGUAUCACCACGCUCGACUUCAGUGGAGUCACCAAAGCAGAUCGUACCACAGCUGAAGUCUGGAAACGCAUGAACAUCAAGCCCAAGAAGGCUCGGAUCAAGCAGGAUACACUGUGAGAGCCCCAGGACACCAGCAGUCAGAAAGUCACCAUGACUUGACAA